UUCUGCCCAACAUAUAUCCACUCGCGCCGAAUUUCGCCGACAAGUCUUUCCGUCCGCUCCUGUAUUUUUGGUCUAAUUAACUUAAAUUCGGUAUUUUGAAACAUUUCUUGUCAGUCGAAAGUUUGCGGCUUUUCGUGAAAGACGACAUCUUCGUGCAUAUCGAGUGCUCGAUUAAUAACUUAGCCCCUCCUUUUUUCAAUUACACUAAUAGUCCCUGAGAAUGGCGCCGCGCAACAAGGAACAAGAGGCUGAAGUGCUCAACUGGAUUGGAGCUGUUCUCGGCGAGAAGUUGUCUGGCGACUACGAGAAUGUCCUUCGCGAUGGAGUGGUUCUGUGCAAGCUCAUCAAUAAAAUUGUUCCGGGCUCCGUGAAGAAGAUCCAGGAACGCGGAACGAAUUUCCAACUCAUGGAGAACAUUCAGAGAUUCCAGGCGGCUAUCAAGAAGUAUGGCGUGCCUGAGGAGGAAAUCUUCCAAACUGCUGAUCUCUUCGAGCGCAGAAAUAUUCCCCAAGUCACUCUGUGCCUCUACUCUCUAGGAAGAAUUACUCAACUCCAUCCGGAGUACGCCGGACCAGCCCUGGGACCAAAGAUGGCCGAGAAAAACGAGCGCACGUUCUCGGAGGCCCAGCUGAGGGCCCACGAGGGCGAACUCAAUCUCCAGAUGGGCUUCAACAAGGGCGCCUCGCAGUCUGGCCAUGGCGGCUUCGGCAACACGCGUCACAUGUAGAUUUCACACGAAUCUCUUGUCUCUCUCUAAUGCACAAUUUGUAUAAUGUUCUUUUCUUUGAUCAGAAUUGACCUAGAGGUAAAUGCGCUUUUCUAUUUUUCCAACAUACUUAUUUCACAAACACUCAUGUUACAAGCGAUGAUAAUUGAAUGCACAAUAAAUUGCAUUUGAUGCCACCAUGCGAUGAGGAAACUUUUCUGUAUUUCUAAUGAACUCGCAAGGCAAAAAUUGA
This is a messenger RNA of Phlebotomus argentipes, 959 nucleotides long. Its product is annotated as myophilin. Gene Ontology annotation, molecular function: actin binding. The record is from RefSeq and is a predicted model, not a curated record. Bases 221 to 727 code for a protein of 168 amino acids. Gene Ontology annotation, biological process: actomyosin structure organization. The transcript has 4 exons. Lineage: Eukaryota; Metazoa; Arthropoda; Insecta; Diptera; Psychodidae.